AUGCAAUUAAAAGCUCACCACUAUAAACACAUCACGAAAAUUCUGAAAAGCUUGUAUGUUGAUAACUUUGCCAAUGGUGCUAAUUCGUUGCAAGAAGCCAUCGAAAUCUACAAUGUUAUGAAAAAACUUCUUGCUGAAAUUGGCAUGAAUAUUCGUCAAUGGAGUUCAAACUCAACCGAAUUCAUGAACUCUAUACCCGAAGCUGACCGUAACAACGCCGAAAUCGUCAAUCUCCUCGGUAUACAAUGGAAGCCAAAAGCAGAUACCUUGAAUAUCCAAAAACCAUCCGUUCACGCACCUGAAAAUCCAACUAAACGAACAGUUCUUCAGUUCACAGCCGCCAUCUACGAUCCAAUGGGCUUUUUCUCGCCAAUAAUUUUGAAAGCCAAACUUUUCAUUCAAAAACUGUGGAUUUUGAACUUCGAAUGGGAUCAAAAACUAAACGAAAAUCUUACCAGCGAAUGGCGCAUAAUUCAAAGCGAACUCGAAAAAAUUCCCACCCACUCCUUACCUCGCUACGUAAAUAUCCAAGGAGCGCUAACGCUACAACUUCACUGCUUUAGCGACGCGUCAAAAGACGCAUACGCCGCUGCUGUCUACAUACGCGCCACAGAUAACGAAAUGUCACACACGCACUUAUUAUUUGCCAAAACCAGAGUGACACCACCGAAAAACGAAAACGAAUUAGCCAAAUUCACGCCUAAAUUCGAAUUACUAGGUGUUUUAAUUGGAGCUCGAAUUCUCAACUUCGUUGAAACAUCUUUAGAACGUGAAAUCUCCGAGAAAAUUCUAUGGACUGACUCGCAGUGUGCCAUGGCUUGGAUAAAAUCUCCUCAGGUGUUACCAGUUUUCAUCGAAAAACGCGUCAACGAUAUAAAACAACUGGUUCAAAACAUCAAAUACGUACCUGGUGAACAAAAUGUAGCCGACAUCGCGUCCAGAGGCGGUACACUUGAUGAAAUGAAAGCUUUCAAUUGGUUUAACGGACCUCCAUGGCUAAACGAUGAAAAAUUGUGGCCAGAACAACCAGUUCUCGGAAAAAACUUACCUGUGCUGCCCACAGAAACUUCCGAAAACACAACAACGACUCUCUUAACAAACACCGGAACAGAAACAACGCCAAAAUCGACUCCCUUCAACUUGGUUUUUGAAAAAUAUCCGACCUAUGGAAAACUCAUCUCGGUUACAGAAAAGUGUCUCAUCGCAGCCAAUAAAUUCCGGAAAAUUCAAUCUGACAAAACAAGACAACAGGCAGAAGAAAUGUGGAUAAUUUAUUUCCAAGAUACCAUCGGCGAAAAAAUUACUCACUACUCUCACCUUGGGUUAAAGAAAGAUGAGAAUAACGUACUUCGUUGUCGCGGACGGCUAGAAAAUUGCACGUACCUAACAGAUGAAGAAAAACACCCGAUUUUACUUCUUCCUGAUUGGCCAAUUACUAAACUAAUCGUUAUGCACUACCACAACAAGCUAUACCACGUUGGUACUCAGCACACACUAGCAGAAAUCCGGAGAAAAUUCUGGAUACCCACAGGUCGCCGAGUCGUUUAUUUCACGCUAAAAAACAACUGUAAAAACUGCAAAAAGCUGAGAAAUAAACCGUACAGAGCACCACCUACGCCUCCGCUCCCAAAAUCGCGCCUAAACCCUACAAAACCGUUCGAAAACUCCGGCGUUGAUAUACUGGGACCUCUCUACGUAAAAUUUGCUCCAGGUGAAUGUAAACGUUGGGUACUAAUUUUCACCUGUCUCGUAACAAGAGCAAUACACAUGGAAAUUCUUCACGAUCUUACAUCCGAAGAUAUCUUAUCCGCAUUCAAAUUAUUCUUCGCCAGAAGAGGUACGCCAAAACUACUCAUAUCCGAUAACGCGCCUCAAUUCAAACUUAUCAACACCGUCUAUGAACUCAGCUGGCAAAAUGCGAUUAAAGACAAAAAUUUCAAAGACUUCUUCGCCAAGAACGAAAUUGUUUGGAAAUGGAUUCCUCAAUUAGCACCAUGGAUGGGUGGCGCCUACGAACGUCUAAUCGCACUUGUAAAAGAAGCUUUAAAACUUACGUACUAUCGAAUAACCCUCACUGAUCGUCAACUUCAAGUCGCCAUAGCUGAAACAGAAGCAAUUCUAAAUUCCCGUCCCCUUACGUACUUCGGACCAAACUUGGAAGAAGACAUAAUAACGCCGAAUCUAUUCCUAAGAGGAAAUUUCCCUCACAUACUCGAAGUCAACGCUGACGCCCCUACAGUAACAGGAAAAUCCCUCGUAGACUCGUGGAAAAAAGCGGAUCAACUUUUGAAUCGUUUUUGGGAUAUAUUUUAUUCAAAAUAA
Molecule: messenger RNA, 2322 nt
Organism: Planococcus citri (citrus mealybug)
Lineage: Eukaryota; Metazoa; Arthropoda; Insecta; Hemiptera; Pseudococcidae
Exons: 1
Coding region: 1-2322 (773 amino acids)
Biological process (GO): DNA integration
Molecular function (GO): nucleic acid binding
Source: RefSeq, a predicted model, not a curated record